This is a messenger RNA of Cladocopium goreaui, 1837 nucleotides long. Lineage: Eukaryota; Dinophyceae; Suessiales; Symbiodiniaceae. The record is from the annotation of a GenBank genome assembly.
GACCGCCUUCGCCACCGAAGCAUUGCAGAUCCUCAGCGUGCCACGACACAGCGGCCUCUUUGGGCCCGUGGCAGGACUCUGGGAUCGCUUUUACAGCUUCCUCUUUGGCGGUGCUACGCGCGCUGGAAAGGAUGGUGCCAGGCCCUUGGUGCUGAAGAUCGAAAAAGACUUGGAAGUUCGAGUGCCCAAUCCCAUCUCAAAGGACACCAACUCCGCCACCAUCACCUCGUACCAAUUUGGCGUCCCAUCCCUGGCGGAUCGUUUGCGCUUCAGCCUGAUCUCGGGGAUCAUCGAUCGCCCGGUCUUCCAAAUUCUCCGAACUGAGCAUCAGCUGGGCUAUGUGGUCUUUGGCUUUGCCACUGCCCAUGUCGACAUUUUGGAGGUGAGGAUUUUGGUGCAAGGCUUCAGGGAAACCCCUGAUGUGGUGGCAACGUUGAUCGAUCAGACUGUGAAGAAUCUGACGCAGAGCUUCCAUCAGAUGAGUCCCAAAGAGUUUGAAGUGCGCAAGGACAGCUUGCGGUGCGACCUGAAGAAACCUGCCGCCAACCUCGGAGAAUUCGCUGGGCAUUUUUGGUCUCAGAUUUGGGAUGAGACCUAUUGCUUUGAUAAGAUGGACAAGGAGUUGAAGUUGCUUGACAACAUCACCCUGCCCUCCCUGGCGAAGGUGUGGGAAGAGACAACCCAGUCCCUCGAGACGCGGAAGAAGAUGACGGUGAAGCUGUUCGGUUCGAAUCCCUCCAGUGGAGAGGUUGCAAUCCCGGUGCAGAAGGAUAACGCGUCAGCGCUGGUUACAGAUCUGGAGCACUUGGACUUCGAUGACACUGAGAAGCUCCUCGUUGGCCUCAUCGCUAUGUCUGUGAGUGACCGAGAAAUUCGGGCUGCCCAUUGCGGGUGGGUUGAAGUUCAGGGCUUUCCCGCAUUGGCACAUCCCCCUAAUAAAUAUGACUUCGCCCGUUUGGGUGGCCCUGAAGUGAAGAGGAUCAACAGCCAGGCUGCGGAAGAUUGGAUGAAGGCACACAGGCCUUGCGACUUGUGGCACGACAAGCAGAAGGCUGCGAAGGUGAAAGAGAUCAAGACCUGUUUGUUGGAUGCGGGAGAGGUCCUUUACCUGCCGUCGCAAUGGCGCCACGGCACCUGCAAUGUCGGGGAGUUCUCCGCAGGAAUUGGCUAUAUUGGUGCCAUUGACCAUCUUCCCAAGGUCACAUGGCUCACCGCCUUAGACGAUCUGUCUGGCCUCAAAGAAGCCUUGAAGGAGAAGGAUGAUGUAAUGGAAGCACUGACCGUGAAGGACCGCGACGGAAAGCAGCCUUUGCAUUGGGCUGCUCACCGAGGGCACCAACGCAUGGUGAGGGAACUGCUAAAGAUGCGCGCUUUAGCGAGUGCCACUGACCGGCACGGUGCCAGGCCGGUUCACUUGGCAGCCUUCGAAGGCCACGAAAAGGCGCUCCGAGAGCUCUUGGAGGUGGAGACCCGCAAAAGCGCCACCGCGCGCACGGAUGGUGGGGCGGAGCCACUGCAUCUGGCCGCCACCAAAGGUCAUAGCUCCGUGGCAAAGCUCCUGUUGCGCAAGAGGGCCUCCCCUUCUGCUCGUGACAACAAGGGGGCAGAGCCUCUGCACAUGGCAGCCUAUGAGGGCCACGUCUCCAUGGUCGAUCUGCUACUGGCCGCCGGCGCGGCGCCGGACGCGGGGGCCGAUGAUGGAACUGAUCCGGCGAAGCUUGCGUGGACGCGAGGGCACAAGGACCUGGCGCACAAGCUGAACGACGCCAUCCCGAAGAAGUCCACAAGCGGUCGCAAAACCUUGGGGCCGCUGCAUGACGAGUUCUAAACGGCAAAA